Erinaceus europaeus (western European hedgehog) is the source of this 1427-nucleotide messenger RNA. RefSeq names its product aldo-keto reductase family 1 member B10-like. The coding region runs from base 93 to 1043 and encodes 316 amino acids. NCBI's taxonomy places the organism in Eukaryota, Metazoa, Chordata, Mammalia, Eulipotyphla, Erinaceidae. Gene Ontology annotation, molecular function: aldose reductase (NADPH) activity. Gene Ontology annotation, cellular component: cytosol; mitochondrion. The transcript has 10 exons. The record is from RefSeq and is a predicted model, not a curated record.
CAACCACUCCUAGCUCCGCCUUCUGAAUCCAUUGCUGUUGUUAUAAAUUCAGGAAGGUCUAUCCACUGGCUCAGAAUGCUUCUGGAAACACCAUGGCCACUUAUGUGGAGCUCAGCACCAAAGCCAAGAUGCCCAUUGUGGGGCUGGGCACUGCAAAGUCAACUGCAGCAGAAUUGAAAGAGGCUGUGAAGAUAGCCAUUGAUGUAGGAUAUCGUCACUUUGACUGUGCCUAUAUCUAUCAGAAUGAGAAGGAGGUGGGGGAAGCCAUCCAAGAGAAGAUUAAGGAGAAGGCUGUAAAGAGGGAGGAUCUCUUCAUUGUUAGCAAGUUGUGGAUCACUUUCUUUGAGAAACCCUUAGUGAGGAAAGGGUUUCAGAAGAGCCUCGAGAAUUUACAACUGGACUAUCUGGAUCUCUAUCUUAUUCACUGGCCCUGUGGAAUCCAGUAUAUGGAUAACAUUCAUCCUCUGAAUGAAGAAAGCAAUCUAAGCUCCAGUAAAGAAACAUUUAUGGAUAUCUGGGAGGCCAUGGAGAAACUGGUGGAUGAGGGGUUGGUGAAAGCUAUUGGGGUCUCCAACUUCAACCACCUCCAGAUUGAAAGACUGUUGAACAAACCAGGGCUGAAACACAAGCCAGUAGUUAACCAGAUUGAGUGUCACCCAUACUUGCCACAGAAGAAACUGAUCCAGUACUGCCACUCCAAUGGUAUUGCCAUCACUGCCUACUCUCCUCUCGGAUCUACAGAUAGAAUUUGGCCAUCACCAGACGAUCCUGUCCUACUGGAAGAUCCCAACAUAAAGGCAAUUGCUCAAAAGCACAACAAAACUGUAGCCCAGGUCCUGAUUCGAUUCCAUAUCCAGAGGAAUGUUGUCUGCAUCCCCAAGUCAGUGACUCCAGCACGCAUCAUCGAGAAUUUUAAUGUCUUCGACUUUAAACUGAGUGAUGAGGAGAUGGAGACUCUUUCAAGCUUCAACAUAAACUGGAGGGCCUACAAGUUAAAAUUGUUUUCUCAUUUGAGGGAUUAUCCCUUCCAUGAAGAAAUCUGAAACUAAAUCUCUGGAUAUAAUUACCCUGCACUUGUCUUGAUUGAAGUGAUACUCUUUCCAGCAGAAUCCUUAUUGGCCAAGCUCACCUGAAAUUAGAGAGUCUAUAAGCAGUGUUAGAUUUACAUUGGUAUGCUCAGCCAGAAGCAAAUUAUCACAGGGAAAUCGAACAUAAAUAAGAAAACUAUUAUAUUUUUUACUUUGAUCCGGCUUUGGAAAAUAUCUGCUAACAAUGAAGAUGGAAGAAAUACAAUCUGCAUAUACAAAGAGUUUACUUUGCACCAAUACCAAUCUGAAAUGCUUUUGCAUAUGAGAUAAUUGAGCUCUUCAUUUACUACCUCUGGGACUGGUAAUCUACAUUGGAAAUAAAUAAAAAUUUUGACAGUG